GCGCUGCCAUCAGUCGGCGAGAGGUCGAAAGUCGGUGCACAUUAACUCAUAGAACAUUUGUUUUUGACACUUACCUGUUGUCACUGACAUGGUGUAGGCCAGUAAAGGUUACACAAGUAUCGCUGUGUGCAAAGUUCGACUUCCUAUCGCAAAUGCAACUAACUUCAAUUUUGCUGAAACUUCGUGGCGGAGUCGCCCCGGGACGAAUAUGGGGAGGGAAACAUCGAAAGUUCAGACCUAUUACGGAAGGGAUGCGGAAUAGAGCUGUAAAGAGACUUCUAGACGAAAUCGAGAAUAUGAAGAUAUUAACGCUAGCACCCCACAUUAGCGAGGAUGAAGAGCAAGUCAUUUUAAGGAAUAAGCGUCGGGAGUCUAUAGUAGAAGCCAAGCACACGCAGAAGAGAAAGAUGCCGGAACACAAGCGUCUAGAGGACCACCUUGCCGGAUUCUCUGCGAAUCGAGCUUGGGAGUAGCUGCCGUAGGUCGGCAGUGGCGGCUGCCGUAGGUCGGCAGUGGCGAAACCCGCAAUGAUGUUCAACUCAGCGCCUAUAGCAUUUAUCUUGUCAUAGCCAGUGUCGAAAUGUUUAUAAUAAACUUUGAUGAUGUAUUCACGAUGGA
Messenger RNA from Priapulus caudatus, 618 nucleotides. Its product is annotated as ribosomal protein 63, mitochondrial-like. The transcript has 3 exons. Gene Ontology annotation, molecular function: structural constituent of ribosome. Bases 153 to 473 code for a protein of 106 amino acids. NCBI's taxonomy places the organism in Eukaryota, Metazoa, Priapulida, Priapulimorpha, Priapulimorphida, Priapulidae. The record is from RefSeq and is a predicted model, not a curated record. Gene Ontology annotation, cellular component: mitochondrial ribosome. Gene Ontology annotation, biological process: mitochondrial translation.